Molecule: messenger RNA, 14034 nt
Organism: Armigeres subalbatus
Lineage: Eukaryota; Metazoa; Arthropoda; Insecta; Diptera; Culicidae
Gene: kst
Product: spectrin beta chain, non-erythrocytic 1
Exons: 15
Coding region: 397-13473 (4358 amino acids)
Biological process (GO): actin cytoskeleton organization
Cellular component (GO): plasma membrane; cell projection; cortical actin cytoskeleton
Molecular function (GO): phospholipid binding; actin filament binding
Source: RefSeq, a predicted model, not a curated record
GUUCCUCCGACGCCCCAGGUGCUAAUAUGAUAAAGCUCACAGAGCGAAUGAAGCGUGAAUUGUGACACCCGAUCAUCGUCGGACGGUGUUAUUUUCCUACCAUCAACAAUCACCAGAGAUAGUGUAGCGAUAAGAGUGUUCCUAUACGGUGGUGUGGACGCCCGGACGUCCGUUUCGAAACGUUCGACAAACUUGACCAAAUGCGAAUUGUCAUCGUCAGUGCUCCCGAUAAGUGGCGACGGAAAAGGUUGAACUUUGCAGCGGGGACGUGUUUAAAGUUUGAACAAAAGAAGAACUCCCCCGCAGUGCUGUGUGGUCCUAGUGAAUAGGUGAAACGUAAAUUGCUAUCAUAGAUCGUUACGCAAUUCGGAAUUAAUCUGAAAUCUGGAUUGAAACAUGUCGUUGUAUCAUCGCUACAGCAGAAAACUUGGUUCACAGUAUGAGCCAGGAGGCUACGCAAGCCAGGUACAGCAACGCUCCAACAUGACGCAACGCGAGGGCAUCUUCAAGUUCGAAAACGAACGGAUCAAGACCCUGCAGGAGGAACGGUUGCACAUCCAGAAGAAAACCUUCACAAAAUGGAUGAACUCGUUCCUAGCGAAGGCCAAGAUGGAGGUGGACGACCUGUUCAUCGAUUUGGCCGACGGCAUCAAACUGCUCAAGCUGCUCGAAAUCAUCUCGGGCGAAAAGCUGGGCAAGCCGAACAGCGGCCGCAUGCGGGUCCACAAGAUCGAAAACGUCAACAAGAGCUUGGCCUUCCUGCACACAAAGGUCCGCCUCGAGUCCAUUGGAGCAGAAGAUAUCGUCGAUCACAACCCCCGGUUGAUUCUGGGUCUGAUCUGGACCAUCAUUUUGCGGUUUCAGAUUCAGGAGAUUGAAAUAGACGUGGACGAAGAAAACGAGUCAUCGGAAAAGAAAUCCGCCAAAGACGCCCUUCUGCUGUGGUGCCAGCGAAAAACCCAGGGCUACCAACAUGUACACAUUACCGAUUUUACCAACUCGUGGCGAUCCGGUCUGGGCUUCAACGCACUCAUCCACUCGCACCGGCCGGACCUGUUCGACUACAACAGCCUUAUGCCGGGCCGGAACAUCGAAAACCUCAAUCACGCCUUCGAAGUGGCCGACCGAGAGCUGGGCAUUCCUCGGCUGUUGGACGCCGAAGAUAUCGACACCGCCAGGCCGGACGAAAAGUCGAUCCUCACAUACGUGGCUAGCUACUAUCACACGUUCGCUCGGAUGAAGAACGAACAGAAGGGGGGCAAGCGAAUUGCUAAUAUCGUCAACAAACUAAUGGAUGCUGACAAGAAGAAGAUGCAGUUUGAAAACCUUAUCACUGAUCUACUCAGUUGGAUCCGGAAUAAAACCACUGAAUUGGAGGAGCGGAAUUUUCCCAAUUCCGUUGAAGGCAUACAAAGAGAAUUGCUAUCAUUCAAAGAGUACCGUACCAUCGAGAAACCUCCCAAAUACAAAGAACGGUCAGAAAUCGAAGCUCUGUUUUUCCACGUCAAUACGCUUCUGAAAUCGCUUAACCAACCGCACUACACCCCACAAGACGGAAAAAUGAUCAAAGACAUCGAAAAGGCGUGGCAACGGUUGGAAAAUGCCGAACACAAUCGUGAAGUUGCGCUCCGAGAAGAGCUGCUCAGGCAAGAAAAACUGGAACAGCUCAACUACAAGUUUGAGAAGAAAUCAGUAUUAAGAGAAGGAUAUCUGAACGAAAUGAUUCAGGUCCUGUCGGAUCCCCGUUACGGUGCAAAUAUUCGGCAGGUGGACGCUACGGUCAAGAAACACGAGGCCAUCUCCGCUGACAUCCUGGCUCGAGCGGAUCGGUUCAACGACCUCACAGAUAUGUGCAAUGAACUACACAAUGAAAACUACCACGGGAAGGAACGGGUUCAAAUUCGGGAAACUGAAGUCAUCACCAAAUGGAAAGAAUUACUAGAACUACUGGAAAAUCACAAAACCAAAUUAACGCAAAUGAGUGGACUCAUGAACCUUCUACGAGAAAUUGACGCCACAAUGAGCACAAUACAAGCUUUGAAAGUUCAAUUCGCCUCGGAAGACGUUGGACCACAUUUACUAGGAGUUGAGGAACUCCGUCAAGCUCACUCGCUGUUAGAACUGCAAGUCACCACGCUGGGUGAAACCCAACGAAGAUACAUCCGCCAAGCAGAUGCGUACAAAAAGUCUGGGACAAAGGACACCAGCCAGCUUGAUCAGAAACUAGCGGAGCUGGCAAAAUCCUACGAGGAACUACAAGGCUGCAGUGCAGAGCGCCGUGCACGUUUAGAUGAAGCCCAUGACUUCUACCAGUUUGUAGAAGAUCACGAAAACGAAGAAGGGUGGCUUGUAGACAAACAACGUAUUUGCAAGGCUGGCAUCACUGCUAAAGAUUUGCGUGCGGUUGUUUCCCUUCAGCAGAAACACAAAGCUCUCGAAGACGAGAUGAAAGUCCGUAAACCUAAAACGUUCCAAAUUACAGAGGCCGGUAAGAAGCUGAUAGUUGAUAAACAUCCCCGGAAGGCAGAUGUUCAAAUUAAAAUCGAGUCACUUCAGGAGCACUGGAAAGCUCUUGAAGACCUAGCUGAUGUACGCAAGCGACAACUAGACGACGCCGCGGAAGCAUAUCAAUUCUACGCCGACGCCAAUGAAGCGGAUUCGUGGCUCAACGAAAAGAUGGCGCUGGUCGCUUCUGACGAUUUUGGAGUUGACGAACCGUCUGCGCAGGCGUUACUUCAACGUCACCGAGACCUUCAAGGUGAACUUAACGCCUAUUCCGGAGAUAUCCUCAACCUUAACCAACAAGCGGAUAAGCUUAUAAAGGCGGGCAUUUGCACCUUAGAUCUGUCUGCCGAACCAGAGCCGACACAAGAACUGGAACAGGAAGAAUGGGUAAACGAGACCCGUUUAGUCCCGAAAGAAGUAUGGGAAGAGGAACCCGUUGAACGCCUCGAACAUAAAACUGUUACCGAAAACAAACUCCUGCCUCACGUUAGAGCGCUGUAUCCCUUCGACGGACAAGGCAUGAAAAUGGCCAAAAACGAAGUCAUGAUUUUGCAGAACAAAACUAACCCCGAUUGGUGGAACGUGCGGAAGCUUGACGGCGCAGAAGGAUUCGUACCAGCAAACUAUGUCAAAGAGAUUGAAGCCCGUGCAGUUCCUUGCCUAAUCCGCAAAGCCGAAAAGGUCAAAGUGAUGCAGAAGGUCAAAAAGACCAUCCUGGUCAAACAAGUCGUGCCAGUUAAGCGUGUUCGACCAGCUAAAGUCAGCCAGGUGAAACCAUUAGUCAAACGACGUAACGAAGGUGACACAUCGAUCGACAAUAACGACAGUGUCGACAAGCGACAGAAGGACAUCAACAGCACGUACGACCAACUGCAGGAACUCGCAGAAAGGCGCCGUGCCUUGCUGGAAGAUUCCAUCUGCCUGUUCCGCUUCUAUCGUGAGUGCGAUGACUUUGAGAAGUGGAUCAAAGAUAAGGAAAAGAUGCUGCGUACGGAUGAUCCCAAGGAUAAUGUGGAAAGUGCCAAACGGAAGUUCGAGACCUUCCUUACUGAUCUGUCAGCUUCAUCGAAGCGAGUGGAAGCCAUCGAUUCCGAUGUAGAAGAUUUCGUCCGUCAAGGACACUCCCAGCUGGACAAGGUGAAGGCUCGCCAGCGACAGAUUCAUCAGAUGUGGGAGCAUCUGAACUACCUGAAGGGACAGAAGGAGAAGAACUUGGAAGGGGCUUCCAGUGUGGAGUUGUUCAACCGCACCUGUGAGGAAGCCAUCGACUGGAUGAAUGAAAAGAUGACCCAGCUGGAUACGGCUGAAGUCGGUCCAGAUCUGAAGACUGUGCAGGCUCUUCAGCGACGUCAUGAAAAUCUUGAACGAGAGUUAGCGCCCGUACAAGAAAAGGUAAGUCGGGUUAAUCUUCUCGGAAAUACGGUGAAGAAUUCGUAUCCUUCUGAAAGGGAUAACGUCACGGAGAAACAAAAAGACAUUCAAGGGCUGUGGAAGAAGGUUGAAGAAAAGGCUAAGGAGCGCAGAUCGCGCUUGGAGAACGCUGUUGGGCAGCAGAUAUUCACCAAUAGCUCAAAGGCUCUAUUGAAUUGGAUCGAUGGAGUGCAUAACCAGCUGAAUGCAGCGGAAACUGCCAGAGAUGUUGAAACCGCUGAGAACUUGUGGAAGAAACAUAACGAUCUUGGAGAAGAUAUCAAAGCCCACGAUGACGAAUUUAAACAACUUUCCCAGCUUGGAAAACAGCUGCUGCAACGGAAUCCUAAUCUGGUAGAAGUACCAGAAACUUUGAAGAAGCUAGCUGCUGAACAGGAGGCCGUCUACGCCGCUUGGAAAGUUAAAGAACAGAAAUUGCAACAAUGUAUUGAGUUGCAGGUGUUCAAUCGCGAAGCGGAUAAGAUUGAUGCCACGACCAAGAGCCACGAAGCCUACCUGGAGUACGAUGAUCUGGGCAGUUCAUUAGACGAUGUUGAGGCCAUCCUUAAGCGCCACACUGAUUUUGAAAAUAGCCUCGGAGCGCAGGAUAAGAUCCUGAAGAAUUUCUCAGACGGGGCCGAUAAGCUUAUCCGUAAUAAUCAUUACGAUGCCAACUACAUUGCCGAGCGACGUGAUCAAGUACUUGCGCGAAGGGAGAGAGUUAAGAGCCUGGCCCAGAAGAGACGCAAUGCGUUACAGGCUUCGAAAGACUUCCAGAAAUUCAGCGCUGAUGUGGAUGAUUUGAACACAUGGUUGACCGAUAAGGCCAAGAUUGCGGGCGAUGAAAGUUACAAAGAUUUGACGAAUCUACCGAGAAAGCUGCAAAAGCAUAAAGCGUUCGAGCGGGAACUACGUGCUAACGAAGGACAGCUACGCACGGUAAACAAAGAGGGUGAAGCAUUGAUCAAGACGAAUAACAGAGCCGAGGAAGUGUCGUUGAUGCUCGCAGCGGUAAACCAAAAAUGGAAGGAUUUGAACCAAUCUUCGCUGGAGAAGGGAAGACGUUUGGAGCAGGCUUCGUUACAGAGGGAGCACAAUCGUAAUAUUGAAGAUGCCAAGAGCAAGCUGGAGGAACUGGAUGCUGCUCUACAGAGUAAGCAAGUUGGAAAUGAUUUGCGCAGCUGUAAGGAUUUGAUGAAUAAGCACCAGAUUUUGGAGAACGACGUCGGAAUGUGGGAGCAGAAGGUCGCAGAAUUGGUUACUUCUGGUGAGGAUAUGGCUCACGAGGGACAUUUCGAUGCGAACAAUAUUAAGAACGAGACGAAGAAACUGCAAAACCAGUUCAAAAACCUGAAGGUGCCAGCGGCAAAGCGACGCGAAGCAUUGGAUGAGAGUUUGCGCUUCCACAAAUUCGUAUUUGAACUGGAUGCUGAACUGCAAUGGAUCAAUGAGCAUUUGCCAGCCGCAAGCUCGGAAGUUAUUGGACAAAACUUGCAUCAGGCCCAGAGUCUGUAUAAGAAACACAAGAAGCUAGAAGCUGAAAUUGAAGGUCAUCAACCAAUGAUCAACCGCGCUUUGACGUCAGGGGAGAACUUGAUCAAUCAGGACCACCCGGAAAAGGCAAAGGUUAAGGAACUUUGCAAUACUUUGGAGCUGGCAUGGAAUGACCUACAGGAGAAGGGUAACGAACGGUCCAAAAAGUUGGAACUGUCGCUUAAAGCUCAGCAGUAUCUGUCGGAAGCCAGUGAGAUCGAAACUUGGCUUGGAGAACGCAAUAACGUUUUGCGAUCAACAGAUUAUGGACGGGAUCGUGACUCCGCGACCAAGUUGCUAACGAAGCACAAGGGUAUCGAACUAGAGCUGGAUACCUAUUCUGGGAUCGUUUCUGAAAUGGGCCACGCUGCGUCAGCAAUGGUCACUUCAAAACAUCCGGACAGCAAGGUGAUCGCAGCCAAGCAGCAAUUGAUCGAAAAGAUGCUGAAAUCGCUACAGAAACUGGCAGCUCAACGGCAGCUACGCCUGAUGGAGAGUCUUUACCGGCACGAGUACUUCAUGGAGUCCGCUGAACUGGAGCAGUGGAUAAAGGAGCAAGAGCAGGCCGUCAACUCGGAAGACUACGGCCAUGAUUAUGAACACUUAUUGAUCUUGAAAAACAAGUUUGACGACCUGAAGCACCGUAUCGAAGUCGGAGCGGAACGAUUUAACCAAUGUGAAGAGUUUGCCAAGAAACUUAUUGGCAGCGACAGUCCAUAUGUGGCAGAUAUUGAAAAGCGUCAGGAGCAGCUCAGAGGAAGGCAGCCGGUCUACACCGAGGCCCAGCUGGAUGUCGUUGAACAACAUGAUCAUAUCUGCAAUUGCUGGCAGAACCUGUUGAAACAAUUGGCGGCUCGUGAGAAGAAGCUUCACGCCGCUGGUGAAAUUCAUCGAUUCCAUAGAGAUGCCGCCGAGGCGUUGUUCCGCAUUCAGGACAAAAACGCAGCCCUGAGCACUGAGUUGGGUAAGGAUCUCAACUCGGCCCUUGCCUUGAGUCGCAAACAGGAAGCUUUCGAAAACGAACUAGUCGCCCUGGAAGCCCAGCUGCAAUUCUUAGUGGACGAUUCGCUGCGACUGCAGGCCAAAUAUCCCGGAGACAAUGCCAAAGCAAUCGCAGCUGAACAGGAGAAUGUUAUCCAAGCAUGGAACAUACUGAAGGAGAAAUCCGCUCUGCGAAACGACCAGCUGCAGGCCAGCUGCGAUCUACAGCACUUCCUUACCCAGGUUCGCGACUUGAUGUCCUGGGCAACGAACCUGCGAGCGACCUUGCAAGCAGAGGAACAUGUCAGCGAUGCGACCGGAGCCACGGCCCUGAAGAUACAACACGAUGCCAUCUACGGCGAAAUUGAGGCUCGGGAAGAGACAUUCCGCUACCUGAACGAAUUGAGCGAUUCGAUGGUGCAAACCGGCCACUAUGCUGCUACAGAAGUAGAAGAGAAAUGCUCCGCACUGCUGGAUGAACGUGCCAAGUUGCACUCGGCUUACAAUAAGAAAAAGAUCCUACUGGAACAGAAGAUUGAUUUGUUCUGCUUCAUGCGAGACGCAAAGGUCAUCGACAAUUUGAGCAGCGGCCAAGAAGCGGCUCUCUCUAGCUCAGAUUUUGGACAAACAGUGGAAGUAGUGCAAGACCAGGUUAAAAAGCACGAUGCUUUUGAGAAAUUAAUUCAGACACAAGACGAAAAGGUGGCGAUCCUGCAAGACCAUGGCAGGAAACUGGUUGAACAGAAUCACUACGACAGUGAAAACAUUCGACGCCGUUUGAGAGAAAUCAUCGAUCGCAGACAGAAGAUCAAGGAGCUUUGCGCUCUUCGGCGACAGAAACUGCAAAAUGCAUUGCUGUAUGCUCAGUUCAUUCGGGACUGUGCGGAAGCCGGAGCAUGGAUCAACGAGAAACAAAAGAAACUGGAAGCAGAUGCAACGAGUUUUGCCGACGUUUCCAACAUGGAGGACAAAGUUAAGAAACUUCAAAAGCAUCAAGCAUUCCAAGCCGAAGUGGCUGCUAAUGAGGGGCGCAUCCGGGAGGUUAAGCAGAAGGGAGAGAAGCUAAUCAAAAAGCGACACGAGUGCGCGGCUGAAAUUGAAGACGAAGUGAGGAAACUCAGCGAAUCGUGGAAUGUUUUGCUGAAUGAAGUUGCAUCACGAGGACGAGGUUUGGAGGAGGCACAGGACAUCCUCGAAUUCGAUAGUCAAUUGGAUAAAUUGGAAGCUUGGAUUCGCGACAAGGAGAUGAUGGUUCAUGCAAGCGACACCGGUCGCGAUCUUGAACAUUGUAAUGCUUUGAAGAGAAAGUUGGAUGAUGUUGACUCUGACAUGAGAGUGGACGAUCAAAGGAUCAAAACGAUCAACGUUCUGGCAGACAAACUUCUAACUCAAGACAAGGCACCUAAUGAGGCCAAGAACGUCCAGCAACGCCGCAAUAACUUCAACAACAAAUGGAAGUCACUGCAAGGAGCAUUAAAUAAGUAUCGAGAACUCCUAGAUGGAGCCAACGAAAUCCAUUUGUUUAAUCGCGACGUUGAUGACACAGCUGAGAGAAUAAGCGAAAAGCAACUUGCGAUGAGCGUGGACGAUACUGGACGAGAUUUGAACGCAGUGGAAGCCCUCAAGCGUAAGCAGGACGCCAUAAAAAGCGGUAUGACUGCCGUACAACAGAAGAUCAGAGAGCACGAGAAGAGAGCCAUAUUGUUGGCCCAGAAAUAUCCCGACAAUGCAGUUAACAUCGAGGCGAAACUGGAAGAACUCAAACGGCAGUGGAACAAUCUUCAGGCGGCCAGCGUAAAGCGAGCGGAAGCACUGGAGAAUGGCUACACUGCGCACAAGUUCACAGCGGAUGUGAAGGAGCUCGAAUUGUGGACCAACGACAUCAUGAAGAAAAUGGACUCGGUAUCCAAUCCAAAUACUAUCGCCGAAUGCCAGGCUCAAAUUCAGCUACAUCGCGAGCGGAAGGCAGAAAUCGAUGGUAGAGAUAAGAUUUUCAAGGCCCUCCAGGAACAUGGCGAACAGCUGGUUGCCGAUAACAAAGCUAUGGGAGUUAAGAACGACAACGUGGAGAAGGCGUUGCGUCAGUUGGAAGAUUUGAAUAAGCAUCUCCAUGACUCAUGGAAGGGUAAGGAUCGUUUCUUGAAGGAAGCCUACCAAUUGCAGCAGUUCAAAGAGCAGGCUGAUCAGAUCGAAGCUUGGUUGGCCAAUAAAGAAGCAUUCUUGAACAAUGACGAUUUGGGAGAAUCGUUCACGGCUGUAGAAGCCCUGAUCAAGAAGCAUGAAGGCUUUGAAAAAUUGCUUGCUGCAAGCAGAACCGAAGAAUUGGAAAAAUUCGCUGAAGAGAUUCUGGCAGAUAGUCCAUUUGAAGCGGACGUCAUCAAGCAGCGUCUGUACUCGGUGAUCGCCAGAAAGGAUCGACUACUGGCUUCUUCGGCUGGACGCAAACAAAAGCUGCAGGAAUCGCUACAGUUGCAACAGUUCCUGCGAGGAUUGUACGAAGUCGCUAAAUGGAUCUCGCAAAAAAUGCAGAUCGCCUCGGAUGAGAACUAUCGAGAGCCGAGUAAUUUACAAAGCAAAAUUCAGAAACACAUCGCCUUUGACGCUGAACUCGGAGCGAACUCGAACCGCGUGACGGCAAUUAUUGAAGAAGGCGAGACUCUCAUCAAUGCAGAACACUACGCCAGCGCCCUUGUGCAGGAGCAGUUAGAUAUUCUAGAAAACGAUUGGCAGAAACUGCGUGAAGCUUCUCGCGAAAAGAAAGAAUGUUUAGCCGAAGCCUACGAAGCUCGUCUUUUCGAGCGUAAUCUUGACGACUUCAAUAACUGGAUGGACGAAGUCGAAAGCCAACUCUCAUCGGAGGACUAUGGCAAGGACCUAGCUUCCGUGAAUAACCUUUUGAAGAAGCAUGAAAUGCUGGAAGCAGAUGUUGCCCACCACAUGGAAACCUGCGAGCAAAUCAAGACCACCGAUGACAAGUUCCUCGUUUCCGACCACUUUAUGAAAGAUGAACUUCACGAAGUUGCAAUGAUGACCAUCAAACGGUACCAUUCCCUUCAUGAACCAACCACUAUUCGGCGCGAUAACUUGGAGGAUUCAUUACAGCUGCAUCAAUUCCUACGCGAUGCAGAAGACGAGCUCUUGUGGUUAAACGAAAAGGAGCCUCUAGCAGCAUCAAAGGACCUUGGUAGCAGUUUAACUGCUGUGCAGAGUUUACAGAAAAAGCACCAAGCUUUGGAAGCGGAAAUCCUAUCGCAAGAACCGAUCAUUUCCUCCUUGAUUCAAAGAGGACACCAAAUGAUUCGAGAAAAUCACUAUGCUGUAGAGCAAAUCGAAGGUCAGUCGAAUCUCCUGCAGCAAAAAUUAGUAAACUUGAGAAACCUCACUAACGUGCGAAGACUGCGGUUGCUUGACGCUGUUGAAAGUCAGCAGUUCUAUGCCGAAGCCAACGAAGCGGAAUCCUGGCUGAAGGAGAAGAAGCCAAUCAUUUCAUCACACGACUACGGAAAGGACGAAGAUUCUGUUGGGUCGCUCCAGAAGAAACUGGACGCACUUCAGCGUGAGUUGGUGGCGUUCAGACCAACUGUCGAAAAAAUCGAUAAACUGGCUGUAGGGCUGCAGGAGCGUGGUCACUUCGACAGUGAAAAGAUCAAGACAAAGAACGAUAAGAUUCAGUAUCAGUUCCAUGAGUUGAACCGACUGGCAGGUGAACGGGAAAAGAAAUUGGCCGAAACGAAGAAGCUGUACGAAUUUAUCCGGGAAAUCGACGAUCUACAGGAGUGGAUCGAAAUGCAGAUUAAUACGGCUGGUUCAGAAGAAUAUGGAACCGAUGUGGAAGACGUAGAACAACUAACGGCACAGUUUGAAUCGUUUGUUUCGAAUAUGAAUUCCAACGAAGCUCGCGUCAAUGCCUGUGUUGCGAAGGGUGAGUCGCUGUUGAACGAGGGCAACCCGAAUAAAGACAUUAUUAAGGGCAAACGAGACGAAACGAAACAACUGUGGGAAGAGCUAAGGGACUUGGUGGGAGCCCGACAAGAAGCUUUGGCUGGGGCUAAGCAGGUGCACUUGUUCGACCGCACUGCAGAUGAAACAAUUGGAUGGAUCCAUGAGAAAAUUUCAGCAGUUCUGUCAGAAGAUUACGGUCAUGACUUGGAGUCGAUCCAGGCUCUGGUGCGGACGCACGAAAGUUUCGAAGCUGAGCUGGGUGCCAUCAAAGAACAGCUGGAAUCUGUAGUUUCUGAAGCUCAAAAACUCGGCGAUACUUUCCCCGAUGCCAAAGAACACAUCGAAGUGAAGCGAGAUGAAACGAUCGAAGUAUGGUCUGUUCUGAAAGAAAAGACGAUUCAGCGCAAAGAAAAACUUAUGCAAGCGGAACAACUGCAAGCUUACUUCGACGAAUACCGGGAUCUUAUGGCUUGGAUCAACGAAAUGCUGGCGCAGAUCACCGCUCCAGAAUUAGCCAAAGACGUUGCCGGAGCGGAAGCCCUGAUCGGAAAAAUCAAAGAACAUAAGACCGAGGUGGAUUCAAGAAGCGAAGCGUUCGAUACGUUCUACAAAACAGGCAACAAGUUAAUCAAAGACGGUCAUUUCUUAGCUAACGAAGUGCAAGAGAAAAUCGCUGUGUUGGGACAACGGAAACGUCUCCUGGAUAACACUAUUGUGCAACGAGCUGAAAUCUACGAACUCAAUCUGGACACGCAAUUGUUCUUGAAGGAAGCAGAAGUGAUCGAGAGCUGGAUCAUUACGCGGCAGGUUCAGCUCAAAGACGGUAAACUAGGGGAUUCCAUUGCUCAGGUCGAAGAUCUUAUUCGAAAGCACGAGGACUUCGAGAAAACCGUCGCAGCACAAGAGGAGAAAGUACUGGCUCUGAAGCGAAUUACUCUGCUGGAACAAAAGUUCAAAAAACAACUGGAAGCCGAACAAGCUGCUCGAAUAGCUGAGAAGGAACGAGUCGAGCGAGAGCGCCAUGAGGCCCUCAAGCAAAAAGAAGUGCAACGAAUCACCGAAGAACGCCGAAGACACGAUGUCAACACGUCGGUCACCAACGGUUACGAUACCCCCAUCAAGUCAUCUACACCUAGUCAUCUCUCCCCGGCCGCUGGUCUAUCCAAGGAAGCUCCGGAUGUGUCGCCGGUACAAAAGUCCAACUCGUUUGCCACGAUGCUUCAGGAACGGCUUCGUCGAGGUUCCGAGGGCAACAUUAAACGGGCUGAAAGUAUGAAGAUCGGUCCUAAGCCUGCCAAACGAACGCCGUCGUUCACGACACGGCGAAGAGCUCAGAGCUUCCGCAAGAAUCAACGGGGAGUUGAACCUGCUGAACCUGACCUACCGCCAGUAGAAAUGCAGGGAAUGCUGGAACGAAAACACGAACUACAGUCUGGUGGAAAGAAGGCUCCCGUUCGCUCGUGGAAACCUUUCUAUACGGUUCUAUGCGGACAGUUGCUGUGCUUCUUCAAGGAUGUUGAUGAUUUUGCCCAAAAGAAAGCCGCUACCGCGCCUGUUAACAUUCUGAAUGCCAAAUGUGAUCGAGCCGAAGACUACACUAAGAAGAAGAACGUCUUCCGAUUGGUGUUACUCGAUGGUUCAGAGUUCCUGUUUCUGACUGGAUCGAAAGACUCUAUGAACGAGUGGAUCAACAAAAUUGCCUUCCACGCAGCGCUGCCUCCAAAUCUACAACUGAUGAGCUACGAUGAAUCCAUGAAGCACUCUUCCGGUGCUGAUGGGAAAACCCUUGGCCUUCAGAUUAAUCCCCAAUCCCCGAUCCUGGAUCGUAGUGACGCCAACUCAUCAAUCAGCUCGCGGACCUCGUCGCCAGACUCGCAGCGACGGGAUUCCCGGGCAUCGUUAAACAGUGCCAAAUCCGGCGGAUCUGGCAGCAAUGCUAGUAGUAGUCUCCAAACCCCACAGAUAGCUUUCCUUCAGAAGCAGAAAGAACUAAGAGAGCAAGAGAAUCAGCAACGAUUAUCACAUCAGCAGCAGCAACAACAACAGCAACAUAUGAGUACCUUCCAUACGCCCCAAAGCCCAACCCAGGAAUUCUAUGUGCUAGCCGACAAGCCUCCGAUACCUCCGCGAGGAGUUCCACCACCUGUACCGCAGCGACAGUCCAGCACCGAAAAUAUGCUGAAUAACAAUGUUAUCAAUAACAACAAUAGCACAGUACAAAUUAGGCCCAAAACUAGCAGCGGGAGCAGUGGUAGUUUUAAUGGAAAUGACCACGACAAUGGCAACUACACUAAUGCACCCCGACCGUUUUCUCAUCAACCAAAUACGGUGAUCCAGCGAGGAGUUCCUGUAAAUGGCAAUAACAACAACAACGGAAACGGUGAAGACGUCUGGUUACGUCACAGUGAACUGAGGUCAUCCGAGAUUCCUCCACCACCGUUACCGGCGACGUCACCUCCAUUGAGUACGUUUUCUCCGCUGAAACCCCCUUCGGGCUAUCAGCAUCAUCACCAACAGCACCAUUCCCCGCAACAAAAACAAAUGCAGAUGCAGGACCAAUUCAUCAAACGGGAACAGGCGGCCAGUAGCAACAACAACAACUAUGUUGGCAGUAGCAGUUAUCUGAAGAUGAGCAGUCCCACUGGCCGAGAACCCAACAACAACAACGUCGCCUCACGGACCACGUGGCAUCAUCAUCUUCAAAUGCCAGUUCCGCAACCGCCACAGAUCCCACAUGGGACCAACGGCGGUAUGGAGUACCACAAUCACCAGCAGCAGCAUCAAACAUCCAUCAACAAUGGGAGCAAUACUUUCGGGAACAACACCAACCUGGACGGAUAUACUUCCGGUUGGGGUCAAUCUCGCCACGAAGCUAGGCCGGCUUCGCUCCCAGUAGGAGGGGGACCCCCCGCCAAUAGCAACUCCGGUGACAUGUCCGCACUGGUGCUUGGAAGGCAGCAGCAACAGUCGGCGGAGAGUUCGAGCGAAAGUGAAGCCAGCUUUAUCAAGGGCGGCGGCAGCAAAGACUCCAAGGACAAGAAGGCCGGUGGCAGCGGAAUGUUUAGAAUGUUCUCCAAGAAAAAGUCCAAGAAUCACAAUUAGGAAACGGUGGGUUCCUAAACAGGAGUUGUAUUAUAGAAAGAGCCUCCAUUGUAAUUACUUCCUAAGAUUAGUUUCUAUGUUGUUAGAAAACGAUCUAAAAGGGAAACUUAUGUGUUUUUUAGUUUCAGUUCGAGUUAUGUUUUAUUUAAAUGCAAAAGUUAUUUUAUCACAAACACACCAUAGUAGAAAACUUGUAGUAAUAUCGAUUGAAGCAUUACUUACGAAGCAUCAGAUUUUUUUAAUAGAACUUAAGCAGCCUGCCCCAAGGUCACGAGGACCAUCGAAUGAAUGAAACAGAUGUAGACAUUGGUUUAUUUAUAUUCUACAACGGCAACUCGUUUCGAAAACAUCCUUAUAGCAUUUUUAUGUCCAAGCAGCUCUGUAUUUGUAAAUCUAUAGGAAUAGUUAUCUAUUUGAACUUCAGUCACUGAUCAGGAGCAAAAAGUUACACAAGAUAUAAUCUGAAGAUGGCAACACAGUACAGUUAUUUAAAUUGUUAAAAUUUGAAGAAAUUCUAGUUAAGGCAAUAUGGUUUAGUAAAAAAUAUUGAAAUAAUGAAAA